Messenger RNA from Cuculus canorus (common cuckoo), 5374 nucleotides. RefSeq names its product general transcription factor IIi (gene GTF2I). The transcript is spliced from 39 exons. Gene Ontology annotation, biological process: transcription by RNA polymerase II. Bases 779 to 4219 code for a protein of 1146 amino acids. Gene Ontology annotation, molecular function: DNA-binding transcription factor activity. Lineage: Eukaryota; Metazoa; Chordata; Aves; Cuculiformes; Cuculidae. Gene Ontology annotation, cellular component: nucleus. The record is from RefSeq and is a predicted model, not a curated record.
GAUAGAUCCCCGACAAGCCCCCACAAUGUUAGGGUCCAGAAUCUAAAGGACGAGGCGAACACGGCGUUUGAGUGUAAAAAACAGAGCUUGAGUUUAUUUGCGCGAAGGAAAACGGAGAGGCCGUCCAGGGCUGCUCCCCGCUGGAAAGCGACCCCGAUUACAUCUGUGGGGUCACAGUUAUAGUAAAAGCAGGUAGAUACAAAACUGGUUAGUCUAGGGGGUUACUUGAUAUCUAUAGGUCGUGUUAUAUUCUGAUAUUCCACGCUGUCUCUACCUGACCGUUUGCAUAUGUUGUAAUUUCUUAAUCUGUACAUUGUUCCAGGAUGCGGUGCCUCCUUCCAGGACGUGUGCUCUGCAUAAACAGUUUCUAGUAUCCCCCCCCUUAUCUCUAUCUAACGUCUGCUUGUUAUAGUUUAACCAGCUUUGCCCAGUCUUUCCAAGGCCCUUUCAGAACGGCCCUCACGCUUUGAGGCGUCUUCCAACUCAAACCCUUCUAUGAUUCCGUGGGCAUCGCUCCAAGGUGGCUCGCAGCCUUUUCACUGAGGAAACCUGCCCUGGGAGCAGCGCCCCUGCACUCCUCGGAGGCGCUGGAGGCCGCGCUGGUCCGGCCGAGCCGCCCCUGCCCUGACGGGGGUGGCACUGGGAGGUACCCCCCGAACCUCGCGCUCCCGGCGGCCCCCGCGAGCCCCGCGCCUGCGCCGCCGCGGACAAAAACGCUGCCGGGAGAGGGGCCGCAGCGGGGCCCGAGGAGCCGCCGUGGCUGCGCGGGGGGAGGAAAAUGGCCCAGACUACCACACCAGCAACAUCCAUCUGCGAUGAGGACCACUCUGAAAGCAGAAUGGUGGUUACAUUCCUCAUAUCAGCGCUUGAAUCAAUGUGUAAAGAACUUGCCAAGUCCAAGGCAGAAGUUGCCUGCAUUGCUGUAUAUGAAACAGAUGUGUUUGUGGUUGGAACUGAGAGAGGAAGAGCCUUUGUCAAUUCUAGGAAUGAUUUCCAGAAGGAUUUUCUUAAAUACUGUGUUACAGAAGAGGAGAGGGCUGCAGAACUGCAGAAAACAAAGCCAGUAGCACCCGCAAACAGGCUGACAGUGGAUAUGGUGGAACUUGAAGCUCUCAGGAAGUCUGUGGAGGACUUUUUCUGCUUAUCCUAUGGUAAAGCUUUGGGAAAGUCAACGGUGGUACCUGUGCCAUACGAGAAGAUUCAGAGGGACCAGUCUGCUGUGGUGGUGCAGGGCCUGCCCGAAGGGCUGGAGUUUAAGCACCCGGCAAACUACAACGUUUCAACCCUGGAAUGGAUUUUGGAAAAUAAGUCAGGGAUCUCAUUUAUCAUCAAAAGGCCUUUCCUAGAGCCGAAGAAACACCUUGGAGCUCAUAUGACAGAUCCUUCACAUUCAAUUAUACCUCCAGGUGGAAGUUGCCCUCCUAUUCAAGUGAAAACCGAACCAAACGAGGAUUCUGGAAUUUCUUUGGAAGUGACAACAGUAACGGUGAAGAAGGAAUCAGAUGAUCCUGACUAUUAUCAGUAUAAUAUUCCAGGCCCUUCUGAAAUAUCGGAGAUGGAUGAAAAAAUUGCCCUUGCAAAAAGUUACACAGAUUCCUCCCAGCAUGCCCCUUCAGAAACAAGUGAGGAUCCUGAGGUCGAAGUCACCAUCGAAGAUGAUGACGACUACCCACCCCCUAACAAAAGAUCGAAGAGCACCGAUUCAGCCAAUGAAGCUGCCGGUACUGGGAGAAGAAAAGUGAGAGAGUUCAAUUUUGACAAAUGGAAUGCGCGAAUCACAGACUUGAGACAGCAAGUUGAGGAGCUGUUUGAAAAAAAAUACGCUCAAGCGAUAAAAGCACAAGGUCCAGUGUCUAUUCCAUACUCACUCUUCCAGUCACAUGUGGAAGAUUUCUAUGUGGAAGGAUUGCCAGAAGGAAUUCCCUUCAGGCGGCCAUCAACAUAUGGAAUUCCCCGUCUUGAGAGGAUACUUCUAGCAAAGGAGCGGAUUCGAUUUGUGAUUAAAAAGCAUGAGCUUUUGAACUUGAAACGAGAAGAUGUACCAUUGGACAAUCUGGAUGCAGGAGAUUCCUCCCAGCAUGCCCCUUCAGAAACAAGUGAGGAUCCUGAGGUCGAAGUCACCAUCGAAAAUGAUGACGACUACCCACCCCCUAACAAAAGAUCGAAGAGCACCGAUUCAGCCAAUGAAGCUGCCGGUACUGGGAGAAGAAAAGUGAGAGAGUUCAAUUUUGACAAAUGGAAUGCGCGAAUCACAGACUUGAGACAGCAAGUUGAGGAGCUGUUUGAAAAAAAAUACGCUCAAGCUAUAAAAGCACAAGGUCCAGUGUCUAUUCCAUACCCACUCUUCCAGUCACAUGUGGAAGAUUUCUAUGUGGAAGGAUUGCCAGAAGGAAUUCCCUUCAGGCGGCCAUCGACAUACGGAAUUCCCCGUCUUGAGAGGAUACUUCUAGCAAAGGAGCGAAUUCGAUUUGUGAUUAAAAAGCAUGAGCUUUUGAACUUGACACGAGAAGAUGUAUCAUUGGACAAACCGGAUGCAGGAGUGAAGGAGGAGUGGUAUGCCAGAAUCGCCAAACUAAGAAAGAUGGUAGAUCAGCUCUUCUGUAAAAAGUUUGCCGAGGCCAUGGGGAGCACUGAGCCUAAAGCUGUUCCAUACCAGAAAUUUGAGGCCCAUCCUGCAGAGCUCUAUGUUGAAGGGCUGCCAGAGAACAUCCCCUUCAGGAGUCCCUCCUGGUACGGAAUCCCUCGCCUGGAAAAAAUAAUUCAAGUGGGAGACAGAAUAAAAUUUGUCAUCAAAAGGCCGGAGCUGCUAACUAUCACCUCAACUGAAGUUAUUCAGACCAAGUCAAACACCCCAGUCAAAGAAGAUUGGAACAUUAGGAUCACAAAGCUAAGAAAGCAAGUGGAAGAGAUAUUUAAUACAAAGUUUGCCCAAGCUCUGGGGCUUUCAGAGGCAGUGAAAGUUCCCUAUCCCGUAUUUGAAUCAAACCCUGAGUUCUUGUACGUCGAAGGCUUGCCAGAAGGAAUCCCUUUCCGGAGUCCUACCUGGUUUGGAAUUCCACGCCUUGAAAGAAUUGUCCGUGAGAGUGGCAAAAUCAAGUUUGUUGUCAAGAGACCUGAGCUUGUCACUUCAUACUUGCCUCCAGGACUGGCUAGUAAAAUAAACACUAAUGCAAUGAGCUCAAAGAGUUCAAAAAUGUCUCAAAGUCCUGCAGGCAAUUCAAGUGUCCCAGAGAUUGAAGUUACUGUUGAAGAAGGUCCUAAUAAACCACCAACAACGGAUGUUCGAACUACUUCUCAAACCAAUGGGUCCAAUAUGGGUUUCAAGCCACGAGGAAGAGAGUUUUCUUUCGAAGCGUGGAAUGCCAAAAUUACUGACUUAAAGCAGCGAGUCGAAAAUCUUUUUAAUGAAAAAUGUGGGGAAGCGCUGGGGCUGACUGAACCAGUGAAGGUGCCAUUUGCAUUGUUUGAAUCCUUCCCGGAGGUUUUCUACGUGGAAGGGCUUCCUGAGGGGGUGCCAUUCCGCCGACCUUCUACUUUUGGAAUUCCGAGACUAGAGAAGAUCCUGAGAAACAGAGCUAAGAUAAAAUUCAUUAUUAAAAAGCCUGAGAUGUUUGAGGCAGCUGUGAAGGAAAACUCUGCUAGAAGCCCCCAAAGGAAAAAUAACUCAUCUAAUGUGGCCAAUACAGCAAGCACCAUGACAAACACAGUGGUGAACACGGCUGCAGGGGUUGAAGAUCUUAACAUCAUUCAGGUAACCAUACCAGAUGAUGAAAGUGAGCGGCUGUCAAAAGUAGAGAAGGCCAGACAAUUGAGAGAGCAAGUAAAUGAUCUUUUUAGCUGGAAAUUUGGUGAAGCCAUUGGCAUGAAUUUUCCCGUGAAAGUCCCCUACAGAAAAAUCACCAUCAACCCCGGCUGUGUGGUGGUGGAUGGGAUGCCUCCUGGCGUGAUGUUUAAAGCUCCCAGUUACCUGGAAAUCAGCUCGAUGAGGAAGAUUUUGGAAUCAGCAGAGUUUAUCAAAUUCACUGUUGUUCGACCAUUUCCAGGACUUGUGAUUAACAAUCAGCUGAAGGAAAAAGCCGAAGCAGAAGCACCGCCACCAGCAGCAGCACCAGCACUGCCAGAGCCAGCUGACCCAAGCCCAAUAGAAGUGUCUGUAGGAGAUAUUACAGAAACAGAAGAAAGUCCUAAAAUAAAGCAAGAACCAGACCCAACAUGGUAGAGCUCCUCAAUACUGGGCAGAAGCCCUCAGUUCUGAGAAGAGCCUGCGGGACUGUCCUGAGCUGUGUAAUAUACCUGUAUAAGAGAAGUACCUUCUAUACAAACCCUUUUUGUACUUUUAGAUAGAAAUGUCUACUUUUUCAACAGUUCUGUGAAUUGACUUAAAGCAAAGAAUGACUGUAGAUUUGGAAUGGCUGGUUUUACUUUGGAAUAUAUUAUCAGGACUAAAUUUGAUGCAGCAGUGCUGGCGAGACGAUGGGGAUGAAAAUCAACAGAGACUUAACAGAGGCUGUCUACAUUUCCCGAUACAGCAGGAUUUCACCACAGCCGAAUGCAUCCCAGCUUUUUUAAUGAAGAAACAUUCCUGCGAGUAGUUCAGUUUUUUAGUUUUACUUUGGGUCAGUUUUGUUUCUUACUCCUUUGGUGGCUGAUUGGACAAUAGUAUCUGUAUAUUUGAACUAAUCUUUCCGACAGUAUCAAUCACAAUUCAUAUGUUUUUCAUAAAUAAAAGCUAAACUGGUUCACUUGACCGUUAGUACGCAUUAAUGAGAUGGACUGUGGAAUGGCCAGUGUUCCAGUGUGUGGAUUAGGAACCAAUUUAAAUUAAACCCUGGUAUAGUUUGUUCUGCUAAUUCAAAGUAGUAAGUGCAUGUUUUAUUGGAAUAUCCUGUGGUUUAUCUAUGGUGGGUCUGAUCUUGCAGUCCUGACGUAGACAAAACUCAUGUGAGCAUCAGAGACCACUUUUCUCCUGCAAGCUCAGGGGGAAACACCCCUCCGUUUCAUCCAGUUAUGAAAUAUAUGCUGCGAGCUGCUGUAAGGCCUACGGUGUCAAAAGUUGAGUCUUCUGUAGUCCUGGUUACUCCCCACAUCAUGUAAGAGACUCGUGUGUGCAUUCCUUUCAAGUUUCACAAACAAUAAGAGAUGUAAGUUCUGGCUGUAUGGUAGUAUCUGUAGAGAAGAUAAUUGUAAAGGUUUCUCUUCUAUUGCCAUGAGUUUGGGGUGACUGCAUUAUGCACAAGUGGUAAACUUUAUUCCAUGAUCAAGAAAUAAAGACCUAUCUGAUGGUUUCUACGACUGUGCAUGCAGCAUACAUUUACAUAUUUUACAACAAAUCGACUUCUAGCAGGAAUCCUGUGAGCAGUAGAAUGUGCUGUAG